This is a messenger RNA of Vicia villosa (hairy vetch), 612 nucleotides long. RefSeq lists its product as uncharacterized. The transcript has 3 exons. The record is from RefSeq and is a predicted model, not a curated record. Bases 13 to 612 code for a protein of 199 amino acids. Lineage: Eukaryota; Viridiplantae; Streptophyta; Magnoliopsida; Fabales; Fabaceae.
UUGUUUGUCGGAAUGUUUGACCCAAAUAUAAAUGCUGCACUUCAUGCUCAAAACGAGAUCCUAUUCCAACAAAUGGAGUAUCUCCUUCAAAGUUUGUCACAGUUCACACCUCAAGCUAAUGAGUUUCGUGAUAUCGGAUGGUUCACACCGGAAGAUACGAUGGAGUAUCAUAUAGCUGACCAUGAAUAUCAACAACAAGCCUUUCAACCAUACACUCAACCGUCGCCACAACAACAAGGUUAUCAAAGUGGACCCUCAGAGCUAGAGGAAACCAUGAAUCAAUUCAUGCAAUGGUCUUUAUCCAUUCAACAAAAUCGGGAAACGCAAGAUGUUCAAGUUACCAAAUUCUUCACCGAGCAAAAUGUAAGUCAGGCUUCAACUUUUCAAAAUCCUAUGACGUGUGUAGAAACCUGCAAUGCGACUUCUAUAAGGAGUGUAAAAGUGAUUGAUGAGGAAGUUGAUGACAAGGAAGAUGUUGUUGAAAAGGAUAAUAUAGAGCAUUUAAACAUCAAGAAAAAUAUAGAAGUUGAGUAUGAGCUUUCAAUGAAGCUACCUUAUCCAAGACCUCCUAAAAAAGUAGAAGACAUUUAUAUUGAAGAACCAAAGUGUUAA